Mastomys coucha (southern multimammate mouse) is the source of this 13952-nucleotide messenger RNA. RefSeq names its product lunapark, ER junction formation factor (gene Lnpk). The transcript is spliced from 14 exons. The record is from RefSeq and is a predicted model, not a curated record. Lineage: Eukaryota; Metazoa; Chordata; Mammalia; Rodentia; Muridae. Gene Ontology annotation, biological process: endoplasmic reticulum tubular network organization. Bases 218 to 1348 code for a protein of 376 amino acids. Gene Ontology annotation, cellular component: endoplasmic reticulum tubular network.
GGCUGGCAGCGGGAGCGCGGGGUUUGAUGGGAAGGCAUUGGCCGGGCCCAGUGCUCUAUCAGUGGGUGCUGCUGCUUGCUCCAGAGGCUCAACGCGGUGGCGACCCAGGCUUCCCCGAGUGGACGCCGGGGCCGAGCGGCGCCCACUUUCCUCAGCUGUGACUUCUUUUGGACAACUCAUGAUUCUUCUUAUAGUGCCAAGUUUCUAUAAAUAAAAGAUGGGCGGAUUAUUUUCUCGAUGGAGGGCAAAACCUUCAACAGUAGAAGUUCUAGAAAAUAUAGAUAAGGAAAUUCAAGCACUGGAAGAAUUUAGAGAAAAAAAUCAAAGAUUGCAAAAAUUAUGGGUUGGAAGAUUAAUUAUCUAUUCUUCAAUUCUUUAUCUGUUUACAUGUUUAAUUGUGUACUUGUGGUAUCUUCCUGAUGAAUUUACAGCAAGACUUGUCAUGACACUCCCAUUUUUUGCUUUUCCUUUGAUCAUCUGGACAUUAAGGACUGUGCUUAUUUUCUUCUUUUCCAAGAGAACAGAGAGAAAUAAUGAAGCAUUGGAUGAUUUAAAAUCCCAGAAGAAAAAGAUACUUGAAGAAGUCAUGGAAAAAGAAACAUAUAAGACAGCAAAGUUAAUUCUUGAAAGGUUUGAUCCAGACUCAAAGAAAGCAAAGGAGUUUGAGCCGCCAUCUGCUGGAGCAGCUGUAACUGCAAAGCCAGGACAAGAGAUUCGUCAGCGAACUGCAGCUCAAAGAAACCUUUCCCCAGCACAAGCAAGCUCUAAUCAGGGUCCUCCUCCACAAGUUCCAGUAUCUCCUGGGCCAGCGAAGGACGCUUCAGCUCCUGGGGGACCGCCAGAAAGGACUGUUGCUUCAGCCUUCCCCAGGCGCCUUGGAUCCCCUGCUACUUCAGUUCCUGGAAUGGGCCUUCAUCCUCCAGGUCCACCUUUAGCAAGACCCAUUCUCCCCCGAGAACGAGGUGCUCUGGAUAGAAUUGUUGAAUAUUUAGUUGGUGAUGGUCCACAGAACAGGUAUGCCCUUAUAUGUCAGCAGUGUUUUUCUCACAAUGGCAUGGCUUUGAAAGAAGAAUUUGAAUAUAUUGCUUUUCGAUGUGCCUAUUGUUUUUUCUUGAAUCCUGCAAGAAAAACGCGUCCCCAAGCUCCCCGGCUUCCAGAGUUCAGUUUUGAGAAGAGGCAGGCAGUGGAAGGCUCAGGUCCAACUGGUCCCAUGUCACUAGAAAGUGUGCCCUCACCAGAGAGCCAGCUCACUGAAGGAGGAACAAUACCUCAGAUGUCUCAUUUUCUAUCUGAAAUCUCCGGAAUGAAGUCUAACUGGCUCAAAGUGAACCCCAGUAAGACUCUUUAGAAGAACAAGAUGUUCUUGUUAAUAGUACUGAGCAGAGAGAUGACAAAAUACCAGUUACAGAGCAAACAAACCAAGUGAUUGAACAAACAUCUGGUCCAGAGGAGCCAGAAGAGAACCAAGAAGAGACUGAGGAGGAGGAAGCAGCCACAAGCGAAGCCCAGUCACCUGUUCUCAGAGCUGAUUCUGUUUCUGAUCUUGAACCAAGUGAAGAAUCUUUGGUGACAAAGUAGUAAAUAACUUCCAUGUGCCUUCAACUGGAUAUUUGUAGUCUUGUUGGUGUUAGUUACUGCUUUUUUUGUGGUACUCAAAAAAAUUUGCCUUCUAGAUAUAUGCAUAAUAUUAUUCAUAUUCAGAUUGCCCAGCAAGUUCAGUGUAUCCAAAUCCUACCACUAGGAAUUGAAAGUAAGAGCACGUGGUAUCAGUUAAUAUGCAGAGACAUAUGCAAUAGCUGUUAGAUACUUUGUGCAUUCUAAAGUUUAAAAAAAAACUUGUUUUCUACAUGUAUAGCUUGUAAAUAAUGCCCAUUUUGACAUAGGAACAAAUUUCGCUAGGAAUAAUUUCUUCCAUAGUGCUUAAGGAUUGAAACAUAAUUAAGAUUUUGAAUACUUCAUCAUUAAAUUUUAACUUGGAGAUAUUUGCCAGUGGGAAGGAAAUAUCUAUUUAGGUGUUUACAUUAGUGAAGCUGAAAGCUGUAACCUUAAUUACAUAUGCGUUGGUACGAAGUCUCAGUAAGAAUGCAACUAAACAGUCAAGUGCAGUAUUUCUUCUGAUAUCUUUUAUUUUACAACUGGGCCAAAGGCACAUGAUGUAUAUAGUUAGUUUAUGUUUACAUAUUAAUAGGAAAUAUAUCUGCACUUGACUGUACUUGAAUUCUUGGUAUUAUUUAUAUUUGUAAUAUAAUGAUGAUAUAUAAAUGGUUUUUUGUGUGUGAGUGUGUGUUUUGUUAAGGAAAAUAAAGAUGACCUGGCAGCGUUUUUCCUUUGUUAAAUAUCUAGACUUCUUCACAUAGUGUCUUGAUGGAUGGCUUGGCUAUCUAAACAAAACCUGGUAGGGAGAACUCACUGUAUGAUAAAUACAUAGCAAAUUAUGGUGUUUUUCUUUUUAUUUAGACUUUCAAAAUCAGUGACAUAAGAGGUUUACUGUUUCUAAUCAGAAAUUAAACUUUUCAGAUUUUGAAACAUAUUAUGCCAUAGUUUUUAACUUUCAGAGACAAAUAAAUGCAUUUUUAAAGACAAGGCAGUUAAUGAAGUUUAAUGAAACUCACUAGAUUGAGUAUAUAUACCAAGCAUCAGGUGGGAAGAUUUUUAAUGUAGACUAGUUAUUCUUAAACACAAUAUGAUAAUUUGUUCUAGUUUCCUUUUAUGUGUCUUAUAUUGGAACAACUGAAGUGAAUUUACAUCAUACGGGAGACAUGAUAGUAUGUCUGGCUCAUCUUUUAGUUAUCGAAUGUUUAUUUAAACUAAAUAUACUUAUUAUCAUUUAAAAGUUUAUAUUUAUGAUUUAAUACCUCAUCUGACAUAUAUAAAAAAACCCAUUUGUUAAUAUUCUGAGGCAUUUUAGUUUAGUAGCUGUAAAUCCAAGCAUGUGGAGCUGGACUUGAGUGCUGGCCCUGCAGUUGUGGCCAUUUCACCUCGCCUCUCUGCAUUUCCUUAAUCUGUAAAUGAAAAGAGUAAUGUUUCCACAGGUACGGGGAGGUAAAAAUAAUUUAUAUGAUGUGCCUAGCUUUCUUGCUAGAUAACUAAUAGAUAUUAGGUUACAUGGUAGAAUUUAUUGCUAUUAUUUGAAACCCUUGUGAAAUAUGGAAGGACCAUAGAUCCUUUCUUUGGUAGAUAAUGAAAUUAAGGAAAACUAUGAGCAUUCAAUUCAGUUACUCUGAACAGAAGUUUUCUGCAUUAAUGUCAUAUGUAUGUGUCAAUGAUAGAUUAAAGAAAUGGAGAACUGAAACUAGAAUAUAAUCUUUUUAAAAAAGAAGUGUUUAUUUUUAUUUUAUGAGUAUAAAUGUUUCACUUGCAUUAAUGUCUGUGUCCACUGUGUAGAGGCCAGAUACCUGGCUCAUUUGAAAUGACAGCUACAGAUGGCUGGGAGCUGCCACAUAUGGGGGCUAGGGAUCAAACUUGGCUGCAAGAGCUGAAAGUACUCUUAGCCACUAAGCCAUUUCUCCAACUUCAUAUAGCCCUUUUAGUGUGUAAAUUUUACAAGCUGUGUGUGUGUGUGUGUGUGUGUGUGUGAGAGAGAGAGAGAGAGAGAGAGAGAGAGGGGUGGGGGGGAGAGAGGAGGGGGAGUAAACACUGUAUUAAGUCUUGUUAAAAACAUUUGAUGUGCACUGCUCAAAAAUGAGUACCUCAGAGAAAUGGGAUCUAAUGAUGAAACCAAGAAAAAACUAUAAAAACAUCCCCCAAAAGAAAUAUAAAGGGGGAGCUAGAGAGGUAUCUCUGUUAAGAGUGAGCACGCUCUUACAGAAUGCCUGCUGAGUGUGCUUUUCAUCUCCCAGAUUAGGUGGCUCGCUCCUUCUGUAGCUCUAGGUCCAGGAGAUCAGAUGCCUUCUACCUGGCCUCCUAGGACAAUAGCACUCUCUUCCCCACAGAUACACAUAAGUAAAAUAAAAUCUAAAUCUUAAGAGGAGCUUAGUAAAGUUAACACAACAGAUAGGUAAUUGUUGGUGUAUUUUAAAACAGAAAAUCUUAUUCUCAUACUAUAUAGUAGGCAAUGUCUGAAGUGACUGAGACUCCACAUUUAUUGAGAUUAGUGUAAAUGAGGGAGAACUUCCCUGUUCACCACUGCUCAGCAUGUUGUUGUUUAACCUCCCUCUCACUGUGUCCUCUGUGGCCUGCAGACAGCUUAGUUUCGCUCUGUCUUUCCUCCCCACCCUUCUGGAGCCAUAGGACCCUUGCUCAGUGCUGUGGCUGUGCUUUGCCCUUUUUGCCACAAGCGUCAGCUUAAUUUUGUUUCUGACAGAGAUACCUUCCUCUUCUCCCUGUCUGAAGCUAACCCUCUGCACUUUGUCUUUGCUCUGAAUUCUUACUUCAGGGUAUGUUGUUUCCCCAUCAACUGUCUUCACAAUUCGCUUUUCUUCUGUCUAUAUGUGGGGAGCCUAGCAGUGCCCCGCUCAUUUAUCAUGUGAAUAACAUGCUAAAUCCAGGGACUACUCUCAGUACUUAACUCAUGCUCUUGCUUGGCAGAUUGACUUGGCCAAAUGUUCUUUUUCUUUGAGACACCUUUAUCUUUUAGGUUCUGGAUGUGCACUGCCGUUAUCUUCUUUGACUUCUUGUUUUCAGUGUCCUUUGAAGACUUCCUCUGCCAUCUUUAAAUGUUGAUGCUCUCUGGCUUCCAUCUAUUGUCAGUUCUUAUUCUGUGCAUUUAUUCUCUGGAAGUGCUCAUCAAAACCCAGGGACUUAAUAACUACUGUCUGUCUAUGAAUAUCAGAUCCCCAGCCUGAGCUGUUUCUUUUUCUUCAUAGCUAUGUGGCGUGGUCUGUUUCUUUGGCUUCGUAGCUAUGUAUUUAUCCAUGCUACUGCCAUGGCAUUGUGAAGUCAGUGUUUCUUUAAAAAGAAUACUUGUUCAAACUUGUGUGUCAUUUCACCAAAUAGCAUCAGUAUUUAAGCCAGAAUUUAAAAUAUAUUCCCUCUUUCCCUCUGUCUUUAAAAUGUUCAUUCCCAAUUUCUUCCCCCACACCCCCAGUAGAAUAUUGCAAUAUAGCCCAGCUUGGUCUUGACUUUGUGACUUAAGGCCUCAGGUUCUUGGGUGCUGAAAUCAUUCCCAUGAACUGCUGUGCCUUGCUCCCCUCUAAGCAUUUUGCAUUUAUAUUGUUUUUCCAUUUUGUUUGAAUUAUAUUAAUAAUAAUCUGCAUUGUUCCAGCAAACAGCAUGCUGCCUGCAGUAGGUGUGCGUAUUUACGCACAGUUAUGUUUUUGGGAGGAACGGUCCUGAGAUUUUGUAUCUUAAGUAUGGGAAAGAAACAAGUUGUAGAGAGAAUAAGCAGCUUUCUUAGACGUCUGUAUUGGCAUGUGGAAAGUCUGAGGUAGGAUUGGAAGCGGAUCACUUGUGAUGACGCUCCUUUUAGUUGGCGUUGAAGCCAUAGCCUCGCACAUGCUAACCUCUACUCUACUGCUGAACUGUUUCUUCAGCUCCCGAAGCCUUAUUGUUAGUCACCUUGUGUUGCCUUCUAAUUCCUGCCUCCAUCACCUCAGGGUAUGAAAGCUACCCUUUAAACAGUCUUUGAUCAUGCUUCUUUCCCAUCCAUUCUGUGCUGAGGGUCCUCAGACCUUUGUCUUCAGUCUUUCUGUGUUUGAGAGAGAUCUGAAUUACUGUACUGACCGAUAAAGUCCCGGGCGGUUGUCUUCCCAGUUGGCUCUCACAUCAAGUUUUUGCAUUACAACUACUGUCACUACUGCCUCCCCUCCACCACACACUUUCAGUAUGCAUAGGUUAUUCUUUUCAAUGCUCCUAGCUGCCUACAUUUCUCGGGCUCUUCCUCCUGAAAUACCUCCUGUUUAUGUAGAUACUGAAGGAGCUUAAUAUAGAGCUGUUGAAUUGAAGUUGCACCACUUGGAAUCCAAGGUUGGAAAUGUUGUUAUUUAUUAAUAAACUAUGAGUUUCUCAUGUACUCAUUGUGCAUACACACCUUCACAGUAAAAUCAAGUCUGUAGCUGUAUGUAUUACUUGUUUGUGUGUGUGUAUGUGUUUGUGUGUAUGUGGGGGGAGACGGGUGGGGGGAGGGAAGGAGGUGGGUUGGGAGAGGAGAGAUUGAUUAUAAUUAUGUAAUGAUUGUCAUUAGAUAAUAUAUGCUGAGUUCUGGAAUGUUAAAUGAUUGUCCGUUUUAGGUCAGGGAUAGUAGGCAUCUGAGCCAAGUCAGAUUUAAUGAAGGACUAUUUAUAUUGAACCACAAAUUUUCACUGUUUCAAUAUUAAUAAGUUUAUGAUUUCUCUAGUAGUUUUAUUUCUGUUUCCAACUGACAGUUCCUACCUUAAUUACCAUAUAAUGUGUUAGCUUUUUGUAUUUAUCACUUGAAGGGUAGACUGAGGAGAACAGCUGCUUUGAGUGGCUGUGGGCAAUGGAACUGCUCUAGGAAGUUAGCAGAAAAAAAUGUUUCUAUGUGGUAUAAAAAUUGUAGAAGACAUUAGAUACAGUUCACAAAUGAAAGAACUAUCAAAAAACAACUCAAGUACCAAGUAAUGAUGAAUCAGUGUAGAAAUGGUUAUGAAUUGAGCCCUUUUAUAAUUUGACUCAUUUCAAGUUUAUUAAAUUUCUAAGUGUUUUAAUACUACUGGCCAAUAGAUAAAAAUAUUCUGAAUUUAGAUAGGCAGUUAUAAAUAUGGAAAAAUUGUGUCUUUGAAACAAUAAAAACUAAAAUGAGUACAGAAUUAAAACCUUAUUGAAUUGCAUCAAUCCAUAGGCAAUUAAUUUGUCUCGGCUUAUUUAAGCUGUCAUUUUCUACUUUUUUUUUUUUUUUUAAACUACUACCUUUAACCUUCCUAGAGCCCAAGAGAUGGCUGAGCAGGUAAAGGUGCCUGUUGCCAAGUCUUACGACCUGAGCUUGAUUUCUGAGGUCCACGUGGUGGAAGAAGAGAACCAACUCUCUCAGGUUGUCUUUUGACCUCUGUGUGCCUGCUAUGGCACGUGUGCCCCACCCCCCACCCCCAAAUGAAAUCAAUGUAAAAGUAAAAUGCCAUUUAAAAUUGCCAAAGUGGAGCUGAAAAAAGUGUUGAGUAAGAAUGAGGACCUGAGUUUGGGUCUGCAGCACCUGCGUAAAAGCAUGGCAUGGUUGCCUGCUGCUGUCACCCCAUUACUAAGGGGUGGUGACAGGUGGAUUCAGGAGCAUGCUGGCCAUCCUUGCUUUUUUCCCUUGGCAUCAAAGUUGAUAAAUGUUGGAAGCAUUCUGAGAAGAUUAAAAAGUGUUCUUAAAAACUUCCCUCAGUCCAAGAUUCUGUGAAAAGAGGCCAAAUUUUUAGCUACUCAAGGCUUUUACCAGAUCCCUGGCACUUGCUUUAGGAAAACUGAGAACAUUUUAUUUUCAUGGAAAUAAAUAUUUCUUAGUCUGCUUUGAUGGGUGUUGCAGGUAAGGCAUUUAGUGCAUACAAUACCGCCUGUUAGCCAGGCUUGUGCUCUAGGUGCAAUCAUGUGCACUCUCUUAGGGUUCUUCUAGUGACUUCAGAGAGACAAAUGUCACAUGGAGAUGGAGUUCAUUUCCUAAAGCUGGUUUUAUAGAGCUGCAAAUAGGAUUUAAACAUGGUGACUAAGAUUGCUUUGUUUACUACCUGUGUGCACCCCUUUGAUAGCUGAAGGAGUUAGACUAAAGCCCUUCAGUUUCUCAUGGUUGUGUGGUAUCUCACAUGUCAUUAGUGUGGGAGACACCUGGUUGCUUAUCAGGCCUGCUUCUCAGUUCUCAUGGAAUACUGAGCGUAGACUAUGUGUCUUAGUUAUUAUAUCCCUCUUGAUCUCAAACCAAAGUAAACCAGUACUUGGCACAGACAUAUUACGUAAAUAAUCAAAAAACUAGAUUCAUGUUACUAAGUGGUGGACUUGCCGUUGCUAACACAAGAGGUUGGUGUGCUGUUUCUGUCUGAAAUUCCUAUGAAUGAUGAGUUUGGGAUUAGAGAGGGAGAACUUGCCCAAAGCACUAAUUGAGGGCUAGGAUAUAUUGUUUUUGUUCUCUUGGUGCCUGAUGUAGGAGAGCCUCAAUAACGAGUGAACUAAGCUGUAGAUGACCUCAACACACAUGAUGAGGUGGGAGAGUCGGCUAAUGCUCAGAAGAGCCUGAUACUUGGGUUGGGUUUAGAUCAUUGGAGUUCGACAAUCCUUUUCCUAAUUCUUAUGAGAUGUGUAAAGAUAUUCUUAUAAGAGUAUACACACACACACUACACACCCACCCACCCCCACACACAAACACACAUAUACACACAUGUAUUUCUUGCUGACCUUGAGUUGCCGAGAUCAGCCUGCCUCAGAGUGGUUUUCUCUGUACUGAUUUUCACUUACCUGUUUCUAACCCAUUUGAUGCUAUGACUGAUGUCUGCUUAGAACUUACUUACAUUUCUACUUUUUGACAUCUGGGUCUAGUGGGGCCUAGAUACACAUACACACUUUUUUUUUCACAUACACACUUUUAUGCAAGAUAAUUUAAGAAUAUUUCCUUUUUCAAUAUAUAGGUUAGUAUAUAAAUUUUAAAGUUGGGUUCUUGCCUCAGAGCAAAACAGCAAAAGGAAAUGGAUCCUUGGCUUUUAUUAACACACUUUCAAUGUGUGUUUUAUGAACUAUAAGCUGUUUCUUAAAACCAAAGCUGACUAUUCAUGUUUUACUGUCUACUAGCAAGAAUUCCAAAGCUUUGCUUACCUUCUAAUAAAGGGGAACAUUUUUUAAAAACUUGCAGUGGUUUGCUUUAUAAAUUAUAAAUAAUCCUUCAAAAGAAAUAGAAUAUACUUGGAAUAAACCUAUUCUCAACUAUGUGUUCACAUAGGUACAGUGUAUUGAUUUUCAGAAUAGAAUACUUUGAGUCCUGUAUUUAAAUUGAAUAUAAACUGGAAUAAAAUCAAUAUUCUUGAGACCUAUCUUGGUUGAAUGGGUGCUUGCUGUUCCUUUUUUUAGCACAUUUUCCUUUUGGUUUUUGAAGACCUGAAUUCCUUUUGAUUGUCUCUCCCCUUAAAUAUAGUAAUCUCCCAUAGUUCAGCUUAUUUCAAAACAGCAAGCCAGGCAGGAUGGCUUAGUGGGUAAAGCUACUUGCUGCCAAGCCUGACUACUUGAGUUCAGCUCCAAGGACUCACAUGGUAGAAGGAAAGAACUGACUUUAGAGCACUGUCCUCUGACCUCCACACAUGGACUUCACACAUGUGCUCCCACCCCAAAUAAAUAAUAUAAUAAUAAACCACAUCUGGACAGUGAAAGUAGGCCACAGUCUACUGAAAGCCGAGAUUUUCUUUUCCCUGUUCUCUGCUCUCCCGUCCCGCUGGCCACUGCUGGAGAGCAGAAGCUGUUCAGGUUUCAGUAGAUUGAUAAAACCAAUUUGUCUAUCCAACAAACACUAGUUUUGAAUUCAAUAUGCUACAUGACUACUAAAUGGAAUGUCGGCGGGAUCGUAGCGUGUGUGGAGUGGGAAGAGGAGCAGAUGUGACGACCUGUCUUCUGAUCAAGAAGCUCAGUUUCGGACUGCUGCCUUCCCCACCAGUGGUGAGAAGUAUGGCAGCUGCCACUUCUGUCUUCAACAGUCUGUUCCCCAGGCGUGCAGACUGUUUGUGCACUGUGGAGUUUUAUGAGCUCUAAAGAGUGAUUUAUGUCCUUAAUUUCGCCUUACUGCCCGCCAAGUACUGCCCUCUGUCAGAGGGCCUGGACUAUUUAAUUUUUUAGAUCUUUGUCUUCAUUAGUAUAGCAAUUUUUGCUUGUAAUCAUUGUACUAGACCUCGUUGAUAAGCUAAGGCACUGUGAGAUUCAUGGUGUUGACAUCUAACCUUGCCACUGACUUCUUGACCCUUCUGCUUCCGAAAUAUGGAUUCUUUUUUUUUUGAAAACCAAGGUAAAACUCCAUCACUUUUUUACACAUAUUGUGGGCAGUUUAAAGGUUGGUCAGAAUCAAAUAUUGUGCUUUCAAAUUUGAUAAUGUAUGAGUGCAGAAAGUUGACCUUUGUUUCAUAGUCAUACAUCAACAUGACAUGAGCAGUAGAUGCAGCAAUUACCUUUAGUAUAUGGAAUAGUGCUUUAGUUUCCAUCUUCCGUGCAAUUAUUGCAAAAAAAAAAUGUUUUUAAUGCAUUUAAAUUCUAGCUGUGAAAUUUGUGAAUAGUGCUUUUGGAGAUAGUUGUAAGUUAUACAAUGAAUAAAUAGCUUAUAAUUUAUUUCCAGCACAAGCUUGUUCUCCAUAAGAUCCACUUGUUCACUAAUAAAGAUUGUUAAUUAUUGCUCUGGUAACAUUAAUAUAAAACUUUUGUGUUUUAGGAAUACGUUUUAAGACACAGCUCAAAGAAGUGUUACCAAAUGUUUUUUUUUUUUUAAAUACAUAUGCCAGUGUCAACUAAAAGAGUAUUUAGUAUAUUAUUGUAUGUUAGAAUAUUUAAUACGAGGCUGCAUACAGGUUCUGCCAUCUGCAGGACUUCUGUCCUAGCGUGUGCAUUUAGUCAUUUAUUUUCCCUUUAAUGAAUGCUACCUAUGAGCUAUGCAUGGGAGACAGAAAUAAGACUGAAACCCUGUUCUCAGGAGCUCAUGGAGCCUGUGUUUUGUCUAAUAGCCCGGGCCAACCAUAAGUUCUAAGGUGAAAACACAGUAACUUCACGUAAGUGAUUAAAUGAAACUUAAAUGUUCAUUGGACAGACAGUGAGGUGACCAAGUCUGCAAUUUGAUUCCACGAUGCGUAUCAAAUGAUGUGAGGAAGUUAGUGACUUCUCAGAGGGCUCUUUGAUUGAAAGUCACUAUGGCCAGUGAGAGGUCCUCUUUAAGUACUCACAUAUCAGACUUAAAAGCUAGGCCAGUCUGGCCUAGAAUGGUAAAGUUCUUGCUGUAGUUCCAAUCCUGUCUUAAUUGCUCCAUGCCUCUGCCACUUGACUAGUUCUCCUUAGCACCCGCCCGCCCCACUUCUGGUCCAGGGAUUCAAGGAGUCCAGAGGCCUCUGGAAAUGCUUUUGUACAGUUUUGCAUGUGUGUACACAUUGUUCCGGGAAGAGAACACAGAUCUCAUUUAAUUUCCUAAGAGGACUAGGAGUCAAAAGAGGGAGGCCAUUGGGCCACGGAGAAUGCAAACCUCCCAGCGAUUACUCAGCACUGUAAUGUGUUUAGACUGAUGUAAAAUUAGAUGCAUCUUUCUUCAACACAAUAGAGAAUUCUAUAAACUCUCCUCACGGAUGAAGCCACUCCACUAGGCACGAAAGAAGCAAUGUUGUACUAAGUGGUAAAAUUCAUGUAAAAGUGUGUUCAGUGUGUUUUUGGACUCAUGAUGGCUUUGUUGGUGAUUACUUUUAUAUGGAAGAAAUGUGUCACCUAACUUCUGAAGAUAAGACUACUGUGAAGAAGCAGAGUAUUGGUUGUAAAUAGUGUAUUUCUUCUUUUUCCGUUCCAUUUUAUGCUUUAGUUGUUUCCAGUUCCUUCCUUCCUAGGAGUCUUCUGCUUCUAUAGAUAUCAUAAAAUUAAUUUUUAUCUUAUCCAUAUCUUUUUCUGUUUUGUUUUUGCCCUUUCAGUACUGGAGGUUCACCCCAGGGCCUAGUGUAAGCGCUCUACCACUGAGCCUCAUCCCCAGCCCUGAAACUUUCUGCAAAGCUAUUUGACAGCUUUUUAUCUUUUUGACACAUUGUUUUCUCUUCUUUUUAGUUUUAAAUCCACUCAGUUUGUAUAGUUUAUACAUUAUAUAACAGCUAUAUGUGUAGCUAUAUUCUUAAAGGGAAACUGGGUCUAAGCAAGCUAUUCCCUAUGUGGGAGCAGAAUUGGCUUUUUGUAGCUCUUUUCACACAAAACUGCUGUUAUCACAUUCUAGAGUCCGUCACAGUCCACUUGCUGUUGUCUGGGGCCCUGUAGACACCUGCCAUCAGUAAGAGACAGCAGCCUUUCAACUUAGUCCUAUAGACACAAGAUUUCAAUAUGAUGCCUUCCUCUUACAGACACGGAACAGCUGACGAUGGUGAGGACUUUUCUCUUCCAUGUAGGCAGCUCAGGACAUGGAUGCAAGGAUGUAUAGUCUCACUUCUUACCCCAGUUACCCCUUCUUAACUUCUGCAUUUUUUUUUUUUUAGUUUGAAGUAUUUAUAGUGAAAAAUACAUCAGAAUGUUCAGAAUGAAAGGAAAGAUUCCUUAACUUCUUUAAAAAUAGUUUUUAAAAUUUAAAAUGAUGUGAGGAAUGCUGGUCCAGUAUUAAGAGAAAAAUGGAUACAAUGUUACACAGUACAUAUGGUCUGAUCUUACAUAUGAUAAUAGGAUGUGUGUGUGUAUGUGUGUGUGAGAUGUUGCACAUGUAAAGAAUUUGAAAGAAAUAUAAUAUUUUGGCUGAUCCUAUUUCAGCUGUAGGAUAUGCAUUUUUCCUCAUAUUUUCUAAAUUUAUUAUCAAAAUUCACUGCUUAGUUUUAAUUAUUUUUAUCUACAUUUACUAUUUUAAAAUAAAUUCAAAAUCUACAGCCAUGGCCUACAGCAAAUCACUGUUACUGAAAGAUCAGAAGAAGAUGUCAGUCAGUACUCUUGAGUUUCAAAUUCAAAACAUUUUUAUAUGUGUAAGUCUUUUGGGAAAGAGUUGACUUAAAUUCAGCUCUAAAAGUGGGAGAGAAUCCAUCUGGGAGGAAGAGUUUAUGUAAGCAAUAAAAUCUAGAGGCCUUUGUUACCUAGGAACUAGAGAGGAGGAAUGAAUGCUUUAUGAGUGGUACAGGGUUAAGAAUUAGGAAGGCCAGAUCACUUCUAGUAGCUUAAAGCACUCUCCAUUUGCCUGACACCAUGAAGGUCCAAUCCCCACAUUUGCAUAUUUCCUCUGCCUUUAUGUGCACAUAUAUAGACAUGCACAGCUCAUUAAUUCUUCUAAUUAAGAGAAAUGAAUCAAAGCUUUUGUCUUCUAAUAAGUACUUAUUUUUUAUAUUCAAUAUGAUGCCAUAAUCUUUGAUUUCUUAAAAUAUUUCUUGGGAUAUCUCACAACUGAGUUCUAUGGAGACUGUUUCUUAAGUGUGUGCAAAUAACUUUCCAAUGCCGUCUUUGGAUAUAAAUUUAGAAGUGAUUCUGCUAUAGUAUGUAGUAAUGCAUGCUAGUCUAAUUUGGUCUAGAAUUUUCAGGCAACAAAGAACAGUUACUGCAAAAUAUUAUAAUUUAAGCUUCACAAGUUGAGAAUUUAUGACAAAUUUGUAAUAGAGUUGAAAAUUAAUUUCACUAUUUAGGAGUUUAACAUGCAGAUAGGCUAUAUAUAGUAUAUGUGGGAUUUUUACUCUAUUAAGAGUUUCUUGUUUUAAAUGUCUAACUAUGUAUAACAGUGUAAUCGGAGGCAUGUGAUGUGUUAAUUUCCUAUGGUGCGGAACUGCUAUUGAUUGAGUCCUUAAUAUUUAUCCAGCCUGUUGUAAGACCUUUUAUAUUCAUCUUAGAAGGAUUCUUUGGAAUGAAUAAUUUUUAUUUCCAUCUUGUAGAUAAAGAAACUGAUGUUCAAAGUUAAGUAUCUCAUGUGAGGUCCCUCAGUGAGUGGCCGAGGCAAGAUCUGAACUUAGGUAUCUGAUAUGUAUUUCAUGUAUCUUCUGCUUUUAAUCAUUUGAUAAGAUUUUUUGCUAACAUUUUCUUUUAUCUAAUAUACUUUAAAAUUAUUAAAUAUAAUGUAUAAUGAUGUAUAAUAAUGUGUUAUUCAGUAUUCGAAGAAGUAAAGAAUACACCAAUGAAUUUGUUGAUCAAGAUUUCUGAAGCUCUGUUGCAGAUAUUAAGAAACUUAAGAACAUUCUCCUGCCUAUUGACUUUUCUACUUAGAAGUGAGAAGCACUGUAUUCUCUCUGCUUGCAGCAUUCCCUAUAACUUUCCUAAGAUAGCACAGAAUGGAAUUAGUUUGUAACAACACAAAAGAUGGUUGAAGUUGCUCUGUUCAUAAGUACAUAAAUCAUAGUUCUAUUCUUGAUGUUGAAUGAAUCUCUAAAACCUUUGCAUUCUUUGAUUCUGUGUCAUUUAAUAAAUUGUCUUUCAGCUAA